Messenger RNA from Medioppia subpectinata, 821 nucleotides. Lineage: Eukaryota; Metazoa; Arthropoda; Arachnida; Sarcoptiformes; Oppiidae. The record is from the annotation of a GenBank genome assembly.
UGUUGUGAACAGAGUUUGAUCCGAGUUUUGGCGCCGAUAUGUUUAAACUCAGUAAUCCGUCGCCAGUUCUCAACGCUAUGCUUAUGGCGAGUCUCGAUAUUUUUAGCCAAACCUCAGUCGAAGAUUUAAAGGAGAAACAGAUCCUUCUGACCGGUUAUCUAGAAUUCAUGAUCAAAUCAUACUUUCCCCGAAAGUCCAGACACGCCAUUAACCGACUCAGUGGUGGCAAACGGCACAUGCCGUCCGUCGAAAUCAUCACACCAUCAGAUCCCGAACAGAGAGGCGCGCAGUUGUCGCUCAUAUUCUCAGUGCCAUUGACUCCCGUCCAGGAAGAGCUCCAGAAGCGAGGAGUUGUGUGCGAUAUCCGGAUGCCGAGUGUGAUGAGAGUGGCUCCCGUUCCCAUCUAUAACUCAUUCACAGACGUCCAUAAAUUUGUCAAAAUAUUGUACGAAAUCUUCCAGAGCUUUGUCACCGAAGAGAAAGAGUUUGAUUCGCUUACUAACGAAGACUAUAUGACCGAAAUGCACGGCGACGACAGCCUCAACAGCUCUGCCAACAGCAGCACCUGUCCCUCUCCCAGCCUAUCCGACACCGAACCCGACUUCGUUAGCGCCACAAACAAACACUAUAUCAAUCAAUAGAUACCUGUCUUUACUCUAUUCCCCUCUUAUGUUAGAAAUAAUACAAUCAAUACAUUUCGUUCAAUAUUUAGUCGCAUACCUUAUCGACUGACCCGUGAAUUAAUUAUACCGUAAUUACAGCCUAUUUAUUGCAGUAUUAUUUGAUUUUUUAAAAGUAUUUAAUAUCUUUGAUUUUUUUCC